Molecule: messenger RNA, 653 nt
Organism: Bursaphelenchus okinawaensis
Lineage: Eukaryota; Metazoa; Nematoda; Chromadorea; Rhabditida; Aphelenchoididae
Source: the annotation of a GenBank genome assembly
AUGAAGUUUUUUCAACUUUUGUUACUCAACGUAGUUGUUUUGGCAGAUUUUAGUCUUCAUUACAAGACUGGUGAGUUAUCUUUUUUAAUUUUCAAAUUAGAAAACGUAAAAAAUAGUAAAAUACGGUGUUCAUUACUAGUUUUUUUAAAAUAUUUAGCAGUUUUUACUAUUUAACCUCAAGAUUAACCGCUGGUGAAUUUAAUAUCACAUUUUUUUAAUAAAUAUUUGAUUUUACUACCAGAUUCAAUAGACAAAACUUGCUUCCAGAUUCAAUAGACCCAUCUUUUGUUACCUACACUUUGGGAAACGACAAAACUGAAUUCAAAGCCUACAUUGACCUACAACGACCUUACUCUUUCGUAUAUUCUUUUAAUUGUAUAGAAAAAGAAAGCUGUGACCAUAAUGACCACAAAGUAACAUACGAUCCUACUAAAAGUGGUGGAAAGCCUUUGGACAAGCAGUUUAUAGACAACAAGUACAAUGACUUUUACUACUACGAAGGAGAGUACUACAAUGACACAAUGCAUAUUGGAAACCAAGAUUUUAACUUGGAGUUUGGACUAGUUGAAUAUGGUGAAGGUGGAUUCUCCAAGUUGGAUGGAGUUUUGGGGCUGGGCAUAGGCGAAAGUGGCACUGAUAGUGUUGUUAACUGA